This is a messenger RNA of Centrocercus urophasianus (Greater sage-grouse), 8174 nucleotides long. It is a transcript of the gene PTCHD1, whose product is annotated as patched domain containing 1. Gene Ontology annotation, biological process: chemical synaptic transmission; cognition. Gene Ontology annotation, cellular component: plasma membrane; synapse. Bases 16 to 2682 code for a protein of 888 amino acids. The record is from RefSeq and is a predicted model, not a curated record. Lineage: Eukaryota; Metazoa; Chordata; Aves; Galliformes; Phasianidae. The transcript is spliced from 3 exons.
GCCCUCCGCACUAGGAUGUUGCGGCAGGUCUUGCACAGGGGGCUGGGGACGUCCUUCUCCCGGCUCGGCCACUUCGUCGCCAGCCACCCGGUGUUCUUUGCUUCGGCGCCCGUGCUCAUCUCCAUCCUGCUGGGCGCCAGCUUCAGCCGCUACCAGGUGGAGGAGAGCGUGGAGCACCUCCUGGCCCCCACCCACAGCCUGGCCAAGAUCGAGCGGAACCUGGUGGACAGCCUUUUCCCGGUGAACCGCUCCAAGCACCGGCUCUACUCCGACCUGCAGACGCCGGGGCGCUACGGCCGGGUGAUCAUCACCUCCUUCCGCAAGGCCAACAUGCUGGACCAGCACCACACCGAUCUCAUCCUCAAGUUGCACUCUGCUGUGACCAGGAUCCAAGUGCAAAGACCUGGUUUCAAUUACACGUUUGCCCAUAUAUGUAUCCUGAACAAUGACAAGACAUGCAUAGUGGACGACAUAGUGCAUGUGCUGGAGGAAUUAAAGGCUGCUCGUUCUUCUAAUCGAACUAAUUUUGCAAUCACUUAUCCGAUUACUCACUUAAAGGAUGGCAGGGAAGUGUAUAAUGGGCAUCAACUUGGUGGGGUUACUGUGCACAGCAAAGACCGGGUGAAGUCUGCAGAAGCCAUUCAGCUCACCUACUACUUGCAGGCAAUCAACUCCUUGAAUGACAUGGUGGCAGAAAAGUGGGAAUCCAUUUUUUGUGACACUGUUGAACUUUUCCAGAAAUCCAACAGGAAAGUCAAAAUGUAUCCUUUUACUUCUUCUUCGCUGAAGGAGGAUUUCCAGAAGACGAGCAGGGUGUCAGAACGCUACCUGAUCACAAGCUUGGUCCUUGUGGUCACCUUGGCCAUUCUCUGCUGCUCCAUGCAGGAUUGUGUCCGCAGCAAACCCUGGCUUGGCCUGCUGGGAUUGCUGACCGUGACCCUUGCCACCCUGACUGCAGCCGGGAUCAUCAAUCUCACUGGUGGGAAAUACAAUUCCACCUUCCUGGGGAUCCCCUUCGUCAUGUUAGGUCAUGGGUUAUAUGGGACUUUUGAAAUGUUGUCCUCCUGGAGAAAAACUAGAGAAGACCAACAUGUUAAAGAGAGGACUGCAGCCGUAUUUGCAGACUCCAUGCUCUCGUUUUCCCUCACCACUGCCAUGUACCUGGUCACUUUUGGAAUAGGUGCCAGUCCCUUCACUAACAUUGAAGCAGCCAGGAUUUUCUGCUGCAAUUCCUGUAUUGCAAUUUUCUUCAACUACCUCUAUGUACUCUCCUUUUAUGGUUCCAGCCUGGUGUUUACUGGCUACAUAGAAAACAACUACCAGCAUAGUAUCUUCUGUAGAAAGGUACCAAAGCCAGAGGUAUUGCAAGAGAAGCCUGCAUGGUAUAGGUUUCUUCUGACAGCCAGAUUCAGUGAGGACACAACGGAUUCAGAGGAAACGAACACUUACGAGAGUCAUCUUUUGGUGUGGUUCCUUAAACGCUAUUAUUGUGACUGGAUAACAAACACUUACGUCAAGCCUUUUGUAGUUCUCUUUUACCUUGUUUAUAUUUCCUUUGCCUUAAUGGGCUACCUGCAGGUCAGUGAAGGGUCAGACCUGAGCAACAUCGUAGCGACCGCUACACGGACCAUUGAGUAUACGGCUGCCCAGCAGAAGUAUUUCAGUAACUAUAGCCCGGUGAUUGGGUUCUACAUCUACGAGUCGAUAGAGUACUGGAACACCAGUGUCCAGGAGGACGUGCUGGAGUAUACCAAGGGCUUUGUGAGGAUAUCUUGGUUUGAGAGCUACUUAAAUUACCUUAGGAAACUCAACAUAUCUACUGGAUUGCCCAAGAAAAAUUUCACCGAUAUGUUGAGGAACUCCUUCUUGAAAGCCCCUCAGUUUGCCCAUUUUUCAGAGGAUAUCAUCUUUUCCAAGAAAUACAACAACGAAGUUGAUGUCGUGGCCUCCAGAAUGUUCCUGGUGGCCAAGACAAUGGAAUCCAAGAGGGAAGAACUUUAUGACCUCCUGGAAACCCUGAGGAAGCUCUCUCUCACCUCCAAGGUGAAAUUCAUCGUUUUCAAUCCAUCAUUUGUGUACAUGGAUCGUUACGCCUCUUCAGUGGGAGCCCCCUUACAAAACUCCUGCAUUAGUGCUUUAUUUCUGCUCUUCUUCUCUGCAUUCCUGGUGGCAGACUCUCUGAUCAAUGUAUGGCUCACUCUAACUGUUGCCUCGGUUGAGUUUGGAGUUAUAGGUUUUAUGACCUUGUGGAAAGUGGAACUAGAUUGUAUUUCUGUGUUGUGCUUGAUUUACGGAAUUAAUUAUACAAUUGACAACUGUGCUCCACUGUUAUCAACCUUUGUCCUGGGCAAAGAGUUCACAAGAACUAAAUGGGUGAAAAAUGCCCUGGAAGUGCAUGGGGUAGCUAUUUUGCAGAGCUACCUCUGCUAUAUUGUUGGUCUGAUUCCUCUUGCAGCUGUGCCUUCAAAUCUGACCCGUACACUGUUCAGGUGCUUGUUUUUAAUAGCAUUAGUCACCUUCUUUCACUGCUUUGCCAUUUUACCUGUGAUAUUGACUUUUUUGCCACCGUCCAAGAAGAAGAGGAAAGAGAAGAAGAAUCCUGAAAAUCGUGAGGAAAUAGAGUGUGUUGAAAUGGUGGAUAUGGAUAGCACUCGAGUGGUUGACCAAAUUACAACAGUCUAACUUGUUUGUUUGUUGCUUUUUUACAGUAGGUCUUACUGAGAAAAAAAUAAACCAGUACUGACUCAGUAUCUGGAGAGAGAAAGGGGUUUGGAGGUUUCUCCUCCCCCCUCUAAGCUAAAUCCAGGAAUAUUCAAAAUGAGAAAUUUAAAAAGAAAAUAAAAGAGCCAGGGGAUUGCACCUUGAUCAGCUCCAGUAACAGGUAUUACGAGAGAAUUUGCACACCUGUGCAAAGAGGGGAUGAAUUUCAGACGCUUGAAGUAAAAUCUAAUGAGAGAGGUUGGGUUCCUAAGCAGCCUUAUGCAUUGCUUGUGCUGCAGAUACUGCAAUUAUUGUUGCUAAACCCCAUCAGAUUGAAAGGUCAGCUGUCAAGGAUGAAGUAGCACUAAGUAUUCGCUGGAUGUAAAGGCUUUACAAACUUUCUGCAAAGCAAUAACUCAAGUCAGUGAGUCCACUCUUAUAGGUCUUAGCCAUCAUGUUUAAUUUUUCUUUUCUCCCCUAAUCUAAACAUUUAUGCAAGACUGUAUAACAGAUAGCAAACUGUACUGAGAAAGAAGGCAGUACACAGCAACCAAACACUUUCCAAACACUUUUAUGCUAUAAAUCACUUUUUUUUCUUCUAAAAAUAUCCUUAUUUUAAAAUGUAAAUCAUCCUGCGUAACAUUUUUAAUCAUGGUUUUAUAGCUGUUUCUUUUUCUUAUAAAAACAAAAAAAGAAGAAAAAAAAAAAAAAAAGAACAGAAAAUCCCAGUGACUCUGUCACUGUAGAAACCAUAUAAUUCUAUUUUAUAAAUGUCUCGCUACUAGCUAAACACAUAACCUGCUUUACCAAGUGUAACCUUGUUAGCACUCUACUAAUACAUGUGAGCGGAUCUAGCAGCAGACAGAAGACGGUGUACUGGAUAUUUCAGCGCCCAAAUCCAUGAUGCAAACCUCAUGCACUAAAACGUUGCCGAGAAAGUGAAUGUUAGGGCUCUUUUGGUGAGAGCCUAUUUCAGGCCAUUCACUAGUAAUGCACACUAAAAGGAUUAGUAGGUAGUUUUAUGGAAUGCGUGAUUUAAUCCCUCCAUCUUCCUGGAUUGCCAGUAAAGCAAUAGACCUGACAGCUAUGGGCUCUUCCAAGACGCAGCAGACCCUCAGAGUUGUACGUAACAAACUGAAGUUGAACAACGUGCCCAAAGAGCCCAUAUCAAAGUGGCCUAUUGGAAACAAAAAAGAUUACAUUACUGAUUCUUGUUGGAGCUGUGAGUUCCAAAUAAUUCCAUCAGUGUCUCUGAUGUGGAGUAAUACAGAUAACAAAGCAUUUUGUCCAACCCUGCACCCUUCUACCCCUCAGAACUACGUGAUUAUUACUCAGUGGUUUGUUACCGGGUUGGGAUACAUGAGCCAAUUCUCUGGGUUUUGCUGAGAGUGCUCCAGCUAUAAAUGGCCUGCAAAAAAACCGUCUGCAGGAAGGUGACAUGUGCAUCAGGCAAUCUCAUGAAUGUACCGACCCAAGAGUGCUGUACAAGUUCUCAGCAGCUGGCGUGGUGCUUGCCAGUGCCUGGAGGUCAUUGGGUCCUGCAGGAGCCCUGGUGCUUGGCUGCAAGGCACCAGCAUUGCACAGACUUAGCGCAGCUCUGGCCGCAGCCUGGGGGUGCUGCUUUGUGUGAAACAGCUCUAUAGCGUCAAGUCCCAGCCACCCCCAGCUGCCCCGUGCAAAAUGCAUUAAGGCCACCUUGUGAAUGUUAAAUUUCAAGUGAGCAGAUACUUCUAGAGCUUCCUCCCUCACAGAUGAGAGACAUUUUGCCCUCCCUGAGGCAGUCUGUUGCAUUCUGAGUAGCAAAACAAGUUGGCAGUGCAGCUGGCAGCAUUUGCCUUUCCCUGCAUAACUCUUCUCUGACCAAAAGAGAAGGAAAGUGUGUCCAGGAAUGCACAGGCUCUUUGCUUGAACGAGCACCAUUUGCUGCAGUACCAGCUGAGAAGCAGUAACAACAUCAGCCUUGGCAGAAGUCAGACAGGCAGACAAUUCAGAGACAGCCAAAUGAAUGUGAGGUGAAGGGAGAGGCCUUUUUCCCCUCCUUAGACUCAGGUGUGGGGCUAUGUUUUUAAGCCAGAAAUCAUUCCUCCCAUGUACUUCCACUGUAGAAUUUCUGUGGCAGUCAUUAUGUCAUUUCAAUUACAAUUUCCCUAUGUUCUGACUGUUCAACAGGCAACUGCAGUGGCUUUUAAAAUUCAGAUGGCAUUAACUCAGUUGAGAGCUACAGAGGAAUUGCAAACCAUUUCUGACAGCAGCAAUCUACUGGCUUGUGGGACUCCUGGAAACAGGAGACGUGUGAAAGAGUUGGUUUGUACACGGUAGAGAGAAAUACAUGGCAAACACUGAUUUGACACCUCUGCUACCCCUCAUGCUAUCAAUUCCAAAUACAGGAUGCAAGGAUGGCUUCCAUAAGCCUCUCACAUCUAAUUGAAAUGCAUAGAUAGGAGAGUCUUUAAAGAGAUGUCCAAUGACAACCUUGUACUUUCACAAAUAUCAUUAAAUCUCAGCAUGCGAGGCCUUCAGAGAUCUUCAAGGAAAGUGGUAAAACCCAGGAUAAAAUUGCCUUUCUGUCUUCAGAUCUGUUGGGGAAGGUGGAUGGAGGCAGUGCCAUGGCAAAAUGCCACAGUACGUGCUUGGGCCUCCACAGGGUGAGAGGAAGACCACAUCUUUGCCCCAAGGGAGAGCUAAUGAUACUGAAGUUGUUUCUGGGGGAUAUUUGCUCAACCCAUUCUAAAAACCUGUUUAAAGGCAGAUUCCUCCCCCACCAGGUCUUCCGAGCACCAUGUUACCCACCAGUUAUUCAUGCUGGCUGUCUACAAGUGGGAUGGGGAAGAGGACCUAUGCCUCUCUCUGCACAGAGAAGUCCAUGUCAGGUGAGAGGCAGUUUCUGAAGCCUCACUGCCCCCUAGAAACCCAAAACAGAAACAAAACCAACUUACAUACCUGUCUCGUCAUGUUCCACCUCAAGCUGACCUUCCAUUCCCCGCUUGUAGGCUUGGUGAUCUGAACUCAUGAAAAUGCUUAGGGUGUUCUUAGCCAAAGGCUAUGAGAUUCCAGCCUGAAUCCUGAUGUUUCAGAUAGACAACAAAUGUUCCUUCUCUACAGGUAGUCCGAAUACCUCAACAUGAACCCUCAAGGUCUCAGACUAUGCUAACCCACUUUGCCUUCCUUCCCAUAGGAUUUUUCCUCUGGAGCAAUUGUCUCCACCAAAGUCAAUUGGUAUGUGCCACAUCCAUUGAUAAAGGUGCAGGUACUGUGCUCUGUUCUCAGUCCAAAGCACUCCAAAUGGCAAAUUGUGCAUCAGCUUUUACCCUCACUGGUGAGCCUCCAUUUGGAAGACUACCUAGGUUUAAGCAGUUUUUGUCACCUUCUUAAGAGGCUUUCUAGCCCAGGUUUCACUGUGGUUUUGUUUACAGUAGAGAUGACCCACUUUUUGUAUAUAUUCAGUGAGUAACAGUAUUUAUUAUACACUGCCAGGCACUGACUAAAAUUUAACAGCAAAAAUUUUGACUACAGCAAAAGAGAAUAUAUAGGACUGUGGCUCACUGAGAGCAUUUAUCUUCUACAAACAUUAAAAUUUCCAUACAAUAAGGUAUGGUGUACAGUAUAUUUUUACUACAGGGUAAACAUGGGGAAAAAGAACCAACUGAAGUGCAUAUGUCCACUAACACCACUCCAGUUUUUUUGUAAGAUAUUUUCUAAUGUUGGCUUAGUACAAGCCCAUUUUCAAUUUACAAGUUCCCUAACUGGAAGAAAAAAUGAAGACAGAAAAGUUGGUAUAGCUGGAAUAAUUUCACCAUAAAAAUUAAGUGAUGAAGCCAGAAUUUUCUGGCCAAAGCUUUAAGUGAAAUUGUUCCACUUAAAUUAAAAUUGGAGCUGUGAAGGCUGAGAAAAACCUGCCUAGCAAAGAAAAAGAACUUCUUUUCCAAAGGCAAGCAAACGCAUUUAUCUUGGACAACUGCAUGAACCCGGAGGGAAAACAACACCAGAGUGGCUUGAGGUUGCAUUGAGCCAUGUGAGGAUUCGCAUCUGCUCUCAGAAGCUUUCUGAGCCAGCACUGCAUUCAGGUAACAUGUGUACUGUAAAUUGAAAGGUGUACUUUUAAAGGCUUUUCUCUGGGCUAGCUGUCCUCCAGCAAGCCACCAAAUCCCACCGCAGCCAACACCUCAUUUAUUUUUAUUAACCAAGGAAACAACAGUAGCAGCACAACUGAGAAAAUUCAGGAGAGGGAGAAAGAAAUUGUGAUUUCUCUUUUAAACAGGGAGAAAUUCAGAAAUGAGUUCUUUAGCAUGUGAUCUUUGCAGGGGGGAACUUUGAAAAGCAAAUGGAUGUUUAUUUUCCUGCUGCUUAGGUUUGAAAAUAGAGUAUUCUUGGAAAUCUGGGAAAAGGGAGCAGGGUGGAGGAGCUGGCUUUAGGUUUGCUGUGCACAUGAAGCUAUUGCAAUUACCCAGGAAGGGACAGGAGAUGUAGGCAGGAUGGGAGCACAGGAAGAAAAGAGGACAUGCAUUGGGUCAGAACCAGAGCAUGGACACUGAGUGCAUGUUACAGCCCCGCCCUGCACAGCACACAGGGUGUGGACAGCCCAGAGCCUGUGCAUAGAGCAAGCUCCUGGACUGCCUGACACCUCUGCAGCACCUCUCUGUUCUCUGCGUCUAGAAGACCCUGAACAGAAAAGGUUGCCCAAAGCCUUUCCCUCCCCUACAUACGUGGAUAUUAAAACCCAAACUCAUACAAACCAAGUUGUACAAUUUGGGCCACGUACACCGGGGUGAAAUAUAUAUUCCAGCAUCUCCAAUGAGAAGGAGAUGCAUCUGGGCAGCAUUCUCCUCUCACAGCUGGGUACCCCACUAUUUCCACAGGGCACCCUGGAUCCCCAGGGCAGGCACAGGGGAAACCUUACUCCCUCUCCCUGUCCCCAGUCUUGUUAGAGAAUGGGGAGAUUUAGUUCCAAAUUUUGGCAGGGACAAGCAUCUGUGAUCCCAUUCUCUGCCAGGAAAGUGCAAGAGAAAAAUCGUUGGGUUUUGUUUUUUUUUUUGAAGAUAUGGCAAAGGCUUGGACCCAGGAAGGGAUCUGGAGUGUGUUCCUGCCCAGCAUGCACAGGUUGGGGCAGGGGGGUGUGGUUUCUGCAGAGGUGGCCCCUAUGCAGCUCCCUGCCUGGUGGAUAGCAGAUCAGCAUCUCCUGGGGCACCCACUGGUAUUCUGCAGGUCAUCACUAUUUCACUUCUGGGGGGUAAAAAAUAAAAAAAAAAAAUUAAAAAUUAAAAAAGGAAAGUCAGUAUAAAUAAUCCUAGGUUAUUUAAGGUCCAAGAAGUCUUAAUCUGUGUGUCACAUAAAUGGGUUGCAAGAUGUCAGGGGUUUUCAUUUGGGCUUUUUUAACCUAUUUUUACUAUUUUUGUAUUAAUUUAGGGAAAAAAAUAUUGUAUAAUGAAUCUCAAUGUACAGCAUAAGCCUAAAAUAAAAUGGCUAUCUCUCUCUUU